AUGCCGACCUCGCACCCGCACUACCCGCCGCUCCCAGGCGCAUCCACCACGCGCCCCUCGCCCUCGCGCUGGUCCCCCGAAGCCUCGGUCUCGCCCUCGACCGCCACGCUCCCCGCCGCUGCCGCGCCCGCCUCUGCACCGCCGCCGCCGCCGCCGCCGCCGCCGCCGCCAGCCGGCCAGCCGCCCUCGCCCACGACGCUGCGCGCCGGCAUCCUCGACCACGCGCGCAGCUUGCUCGGCGGCGGCGGCGGCGGGCCCAGCUCGGGCUCGGGGAGCGUGCGCGGAGAAGCCGGCGGACAGGAGGCGGCGGACGGCGAGGAGCCCGAGGGCGAGCAAGAGGAGGAGCAGGACGAGUUCCGCUACGAGGAGCGGCAGCAGGGGCAGGAGCGGGAGCGCGAGGCGAGCUGGGCGGCGGCGGCGAGUGCGGCGCACGAGGGCGCACGCGGCGCGGCGAGCAGGUGGGCGGCGGCGUCGGCGGGCGGGGCAGUUCUCGCAGCGACGGGGCCUGCCAGCGUCGGCGAGGUCGCGCCGGCCGACAGCGACCCGCACGCGGCGCCUCGUGGCGGGGGCGGCGGCGGCGAUGGCGGGGCGGGAGGAGCAGGUUCGAGCGCGGCGAGGUGGCUCGCGAGGGCUGAGGCGGUGCGCGCGAGGGCGCCGGCGCUGUCGAGCGGGUCGAGGGCGUCGGGCACGGGCGACGAGGCGACGGCGACGGCGACGGAGCGGCCGAGCACGCCCGACCGUGCUGCGCAUCGUUCGAGGACCGCCACCGCCGACUCGCUCAACGCCCCCUCGACAAGCAGCUUCCUCUCCUCCCCCUUCAGCCUCAUCUCCGGCUCGACCUCCCCUCCCACGUCCCGCACCGCCCUCCUCGCCGGCACCGCCAGGACGAGCCCCGCCCCCCGCGAGUCGGAGCUGCGCGACGCUCGGUCGCGCAUCGUCUCGCUCGAGCGCGCCCUCUCGGCCCACUCUGCGUCCGACCGCAUGCGCGCCGAGGCCCUCGAGAUGCGCGAGGCCGCCCUCGUGAGCGAGGUCAAGAGCCUGCGCGACGACGCCGCGGCGCGAGACGGCCAGCUGCGCGCGGCGCAGGACGACGCCGAGCGCGCCAAGGCCGAGCUCGAGCGGUGCGUCGCGCGCCUCGUCGCGACCGAGGGCAUCGUCGGCGCGCUCGAGGGCCAGGAGGACGCCGGGCGGUCGGCGCUCGAGCUCGUCGGCGACGCGCUCGACCUCGGCGUCGAGCUGCGUGGCGCGGCGCACGACGCCGCGACGCGCGCUGUCGAGCUCGACCGCGCGUUGAGCAUGCAGGGCACGCUCGGCGAGCGCAUGAAGGGCCUGCUGCUCGACAUGCGCCGCGGCAAGGUCGAGCUCGAGGGGCGCGUGCGCGAGCGGGACGAGCAGCUCGCGGCGCUGCGGGCGCGUGACGAGCGGCACGUCGCCCUGCUUCGUCGCAUCCACGGCGUGCUCGUGCACCUUGACGGCGACGCCCUCCUCGAUCCCGUCGGCGACGAGCUCGCGACGUCCGACCCGGCGGCUCAAGUCGAGGCGGCGCUCCCGCGCCUCGCCGACCUGCGCGACCGCACGCCGACUCGUCCCAGGACCGCCUCGCCAGCCUCGUCCGCCACGACGACGAGCGACCCGCUCUCGGCGCUGUCGCACGCCAACGAGGAGCUCCAGGCCGAGCUCGCCGAGGCGGGCGUCACGGCCGAGCGCCGCAUCAAGCUCCUCGUGCGCGAGAUCCAGAAGGUGACGACGUCCAAGGACGCCGAGAUCGCCGAGCUGCGGCGUCGGGUCGACGAGGCGACGAGCGCUGCCGACGAGGCGCAGCGGCGCCGGGUCUACGCGCCGCACGAGCUCGUGCACCUGUCGAGCUCGCCGCUCGUCGCGUCGUCGGCGCCGCAGCUCCUCCAGGCGUCGCUCCUGCCCGAGAUCGCGGCACGCCAACCCGGCGACUCUGUCGUCGGAACGAGCGAGUCGCUCGCACGCAUCGUCAAGCUCUCGGAGCAGCUCCCCGUCCUGCGCUCGCGCGUCGCCCAGCUCGAGGCCGACCUGACGACCUGUCGCGCAGAGCAGCGCGCGCUCAAGGCGCACAACGCCGAGCUCGAGCAGGUCAACGGCGAGGCGUACGCCGUCAUGGACGAGCUUGCGAGAGCGCUCGAGCGGGCGCGAGGCGCGGCGGGCGGCGGCGAUUGA
This is a messenger RNA of Rhodotorula graminis WP1, 2187 nucleotides long. RefSeq lists its product as uncharacterized. The transcript is spliced from 2 exons. The record is from RefSeq and is a predicted model, not a curated record. Lineage: Eukaryota; Fungi; Basidiomycota; Microbotryomycetes; Sporidiobolales; Sporidiobolaceae. Bases 1 to 2187 code for a protein of 728 amino acids.